Messenger RNA from Aedes aegypti (yellow fever mosquito), 1722 nucleotides. Its product is annotated as cytochrome P450 9e2. NCBI's taxonomy places the organism in Eukaryota, Metazoa, Arthropoda, Insecta, Diptera, Culicidae. The coding region runs from base 41 to 1657 and encodes 538 amino acids. Gene Ontology annotation, molecular function: monooxygenase activity; heme binding; oxidoreductase activity, acting on paired donors, with incorporation or reduction of molecular oxygen. The record is from RefSeq and is a predicted model, not a curated record. The transcript has 2 exons.
ACCGGUAUCCAAUUUAGUCACUCACAACCGGACAACCGAGAUGGAAGUAAAUUUGCUACUUUUAGCCACGGUGAUAACCGUGUUCGUUUAUCUGUACCGUCUAAUAACGAAGAACAACGACUACUUUCACGAUAAGCCGAUCCCGUCACUAAAAGCUCGGCCACUGUUGGGGUCAACCGGCCCACUACUGUUGAAGCAGGUUACGUUCGCCGAUUUCGUCUCAUAUGUCUACAACAAGUUUCCCGGCGUCAAAGUCCUCGGGAUGUUCGACACGUUGACGCCGUUCUUCGUGAUCCGCGAUCCAGAGUUGAUCAAGCAGAUCGCCGUCAAGGACUUCGACCACUUCAUGGACCACCGGCCGUUCUUCGGCGAAUCUGCCGAAUCGGAAGAACAUCCGUACGCCCUUUUCAAGCGAGUUAUAUUUGCUCUGAACGGUCAGCGAUGGCGUAAUAUGCGAGCAACGCUGAGUCCAGCCUUCACUGGACGAAAGAUGCGACUUAUGUUUACUCUGAUGGUGGACUGUAGCGAGCGGAUGCUGAAGCACUACGAAUCGCUGAUGAGCAGCACGGGUCGUAUGGAGGUUGAAAUCAAAGAUAUGCUCAGUCGGUAUGGAAUCAAUGUGAUCGCGUCGUGCGCUUUCGGAAUCGAUGUGGAUUGCUUCAAGGACGUCGAUCAUGAAUUUAUGUAUCAUGGGAGGAGGAUGCUUCAAAUGGGUAAUCCAGUGGUGAUAGCGAAGAUGCUGUUCAUGAGGAUGUUUCCGAACCUUGCGAAGAAAUCCGGAAUGGACGUGAUACCACGGGAGCAGGCGGUGUAUUUUACCAAGUUGAUAAAGGAAACCAUACGGACACGGGAAAGUCAGGGUAUUGUUCGAAAUGAUAUGAUAGAUCUGUUGCUAGAAGCUCGAAAGGGGACGCUAAAGUAUGAAGAAGAACGAGAGGAAGUACAGGAAGGCUUCGCCACCGUUCAGGAGUCGGACGUUGGAAAAGCACAGGUAACGAAGGCCAUAUCGGAAAUUGACAUGAUCGCGCAGUGCCUGAUUUUCUUCAUCGCAGGAUUCGAAUCCGUAUCAACGACUUCCAUGUUUAUGAUCUACGAACUGAUCCUGAAUCCGGAAAUUCAGCAGAAGCUCUACGAAGAAGUUGAGCAGACCUACAAACAGCUGGGUGAUAAGCUUCUGACAUACGACGCGCUCCAGAGUAUGAAGUACAUGGACAUGGUCGUAUCGGAAACCAUGCGGAAGUGGCCGCUGUCUCCAAUUGGCGACCGGAUUUGCGUACGAGACUACACUCUAGACGAUGGUCAAGGUUUGCGGUUCACCAUCGAUAAAGGAACCUGCGUAUGGUUUCCGAUUCAUGGUCUUCAUCACGAUCCGCAGUACUAUCCCAAUCCCGAUCGGUUUGACCCGGAACGGUUCAACGAUCAGAACAAGGGUAAUAUUAAAAUGGGAACGUACCUUCCGUUUGGUAUUGGACCGAGGAACUGCAUCGGGUCACGGUUUGCUCUGAUGGAACUGAAGGCAGUCAUGUACCACAUGCUACGUAAAUUUUCGUUUCACCGGAGUACGAAUACGCGAAUUCCGCUUAAGCUGCGCAAAGGUAUGAACAACGUCGGGACGGACGAGGGAAUGCAUGUUGAACUGCGGCUGAGGAAUUCGUAGGUUAUAGUGUACUGUAGAUUAAUGUUAUAUUCCUUUGAAGACAAUAAACAUCAUUUCUUUUCUUU